UUCCUAUCUUACAAAGACAUAAAAAAAAUAACAAGAUUAACACACAUAAAGAACAGUUAUAGUAGAGCCAUAAACGAGUGUCAAUUUUCUUUUACUACAAAUACUGUUAAAGGUGGGAUUUUUCCAAGAAACAGGGAGGAAGAAACGAACCCAGAAAUUCAUUUUUCUUAUUUGGGGUUCCAAAAUGUGGUUCUUAGGAAGUAAAAGUUGGGUUCUUGGAUCAAUUUUCUAUGUGGGUUUGUUGUUAAAGAUGGAUUUGUGUAUGGGAAAUGAUGAAUUGUUUGUGUCUACAAAUGGUACUUCUGGGUGGCCAGCAUCAGUGACUUCUAUGUACAUUUUGGGUGAUUCUUCUGUUGAUUGUGGGGAUAAUACUCCUUUUUACCCUAUUUUGCACCAAAAUCUGUCUUUAAACCCUUGUAAUGGCUCUGAUCAAACCCUUCUUCCUCAGCUUCUUGCUAAGAAGAUGGGCUUGCAAUAUGUCAAACCAUUCUACAGCCAGAAUGGAUCGAUGGAGGAUCUUCUAAACGGAGUGAAUUAUGGUGCUGCACAAGCGACCAUCAUGUACCCCAAACGUGGAAGCUACCAGUCCCUCAACCAACAACUACGCCAAGCAUUUGAGACCAUACAGUUACUGCAACUUCAGCUAGGCCAAGAUACUGCAAAAAGUCUAAUUGAAUCCUCCCUUUUCUACCUGUCAUUCGGGAAAGAUGAUUUGAUCAAUUACUUGGUUGAUGAUGAAUCUUCAACAAGUCCCGGAUACAAUGGCCUACUUUUCACCCAUAUUUUGGUUGACCAGAUGAUAAAUGUCAUUCAGAAUCUUUAUGAUGCAAAUGUUAGGAAGAUAGUAUGCAUGGGCAUACUGCCUUUGGGAUGUUCACCGAGUGUAAUGAGCAUAAGGUACAAUUCAAGCAUCGGCUAUAAAUUGGGCUGUGAAAACGAUGUCAACUUACUAGUUUUGGAAUACAAUACAAGGCUAGAGCAGAGGAUUGUUGACCUUAACAUCAAAAUGCGAGGUGCUCAAGUCAUAUUCUGUGAUACCUAUCGAGCAAUGAUGGAAUUCAUUUUUCAUCCUCAAGCCUAUGGGUUUGAGGAUGCAAAGAAUGCUUGCUGUGGAACAGGCGAAUAUGGCGGAACAAAAGGCUGCCUUUCACCUGAUAUGGCGUGCCCCCGAGCUUCAACUCAUGUAUGGUGGGAUUUAUACAAUCCUACUGAAGCUGUGAAUGUCUUGCUAGCUAAUUCAGCAUGGUCUGGCGAUCCGUUGCCUUCCAUUUGUCGUCCGAUCACUUUCAAGGCACUGGAAUCCUCUGCAUACUAACUACAAAAUCACAAGUUCAAGUGCCUAGUUAACACUGUUUUUUCUCAUUCUUGAGAGUAGUUCACAGUGUGUAUUGUGUAGCAUUUGUACUCAGCAAUAUGUUGAAUGAUGAGAAACAAACUUAGGUUGGGAAAAUGUAUAUAAUAAAAUGUUCAGUUUGAUCUAA
Solanum pennellii is the source of this 1481-nucleotide messenger RNA. Its product is annotated as GDSL esterase/lipase At1g71250-like. The coding region runs from base 185 to 1315 and encodes 376 amino acids. The transcript has 3 exons. Gene Ontology annotation, molecular function: hydrolase activity, acting on ester bonds. NCBI's taxonomy places the organism in Eukaryota, Viridiplantae, Streptophyta, Magnoliopsida, Solanales, Solanaceae. The record is from RefSeq and is a predicted model, not a curated record.